ACGCAUGUCUAACUAAUGAACAAAACCAGGAUAUCAAAGAGGCACGCCUAGCUGAUGAACGAAAUCGAAAACGUCGGAAGUUAGCCUUAGAAACUAAUGAAGAACGCGAAGCUCGCCUUGCUCGCAAGC
Acaulospora morrowiae is the source of this 129-nucleotide messenger RNA. Lineage: Eukaryota; Fungi; Glomeromycota; Glomeromycetes; Diversisporales; Acaulosporaceae. The record is from the annotation of a GenBank genome assembly.